AUGAUAAUCUUGCUUUCUCUCACCAAACCAGAUCCAUCGUCUCCCUUCAUCUCUCCCUCUUCUCCAGAUCUUGCUUUCUCUCCGCCAAACCCCACCCCUCACGCCGCCCCUAGCGCCGCCCUCACGGCGCACGACGAUGGUCUGCUUAGACGCCGACGAGUAGGGAUGAUGCUCGAUGCUUCUGGACGAAGGGACAAGGAGACGACUGCUGCUUGCUUGAAACGAAAGAGAACGGCCUCUGCAAAUUCGAUCGAGGGCUGGGAACUAUUCGAUUUUUAUCCCGUGCAUAGACCUUUUUGA
This is a messenger RNA of Striga asiatica, 300 nucleotides long. Lineage: Eukaryota; Viridiplantae; Streptophyta; Magnoliopsida; Lamiales; Orobanchaceae. The record is from the annotation of a GenBank genome assembly.